Oncorhynchus nerka (sockeye salmon) is the source of this 1736-nucleotide messenger RNA. RefSeq names its product olfactory receptor class A-like protein 1. Gene Ontology annotation, biological process: G protein-coupled receptor signaling pathway. Gene Ontology annotation, molecular function: pheromone receptor activity. The transcript has a single exon. The coding region runs from base 10 to 966 and encodes 318 amino acids. The record is from RefSeq and is a predicted model, not a curated record. Lineage: Eukaryota; Metazoa; Chordata; Actinopteri; Salmoniformes; Salmonidae. Gene Ontology annotation, cellular component: membrane.
UUAAGUAUCAUGUUGGAUCUCUGUGUCACCAUCAAAGGGGUGUCCUUCCUGUUGCAAACAUUGUUAGGGUUCCUGGGGAACACCCUGGUGCUGCUGGCCUACACCCAGGUCGUCUACUCUGAGUACCGACUCCAGCCUGUGGACAUAAUUCUCUGCCACCUAGCCUUCGUUGACCUGCUGCUGCUCCUCACCCGCUGCGUCCCCCAGACUAUGACUGUGUUUGGCCUGCGUGACCUGCUGAAUGACCCGGGCUGCAAGGUGGUCAUCUACACCUACCGCAUCUCCCGGGCUCUGUCAGUGUGCAUCACCUGUAUGCUCAGUGUGUUCCAGGCAGUGACCAUCGCCCCUGCAGGUGGACCCUGUUUGUCCAAGCUUAAGGCCCGGCUUCCCAGGCUCAUCGUGCCCACCAUCACAGGGCUGUGGCUCUUCAACAUGGCUGUAUGCUUGGCAGCUCCACUCUUCUCUAUUGCCCCUCGCAACGGCACGGUGCCUGCCUUCACCCUCAACCUGGGCUUCUGCCAUGUGGACUUCAGGGACAGGCUGUCCUACAAGAUCAAUGGAGUGGUUGUCUCUACACGGGACUUUGUCUUUGUGGGGCUCAUGUUGUGGUCCAGUGGCUACAUCCUUCUCCUCCUCCACCGUCACAGCCGCCAGGUGAGAAGCAUCCGACGAUCAUCCCAGGGUGGAGGAGCUGAGACUAGGGCUGCCAAGACAGUGAUCACCCUGGUGGUGUUGUAUGUUGUAUUCUUCGGCAUAGACAAUAUCAUCUGGAUUUACAUGCUGACGGUAGAUAAGGUGUCUCCAGUGGUAGCUGACAUGAAGAUCUUCUUCUCCUCCUGUUAUGCCUGUCUCAGCCCCUUUUUCAUCAUCAGCUCCAAUAAGAAGGUCAAGAGUAAGUUGGUGUGCGUGGCAGCUGACCAAGAGCAGCCAUCAGUCGACACCCAGGACUCCAAUGACAAGAUGUAAAAUGCUACCAAAAUUCUGGGUAGAUUUAUUUUCUUUUUCUGGGGCUAUUAAUACCUCAUGGAGGGUUUUGCUGUGAUUAAUUUGUGUGAUUAUGCCUAUGUACCCUACUUGUUAUAGGCAUUUUAUUUAUUUGUGUAAAUAAAUUAUUGACAGUUUUCAGGAUUUUAGAUUGAACUAGUCUGACCUGAGGUUUGAAACUAUAUUAUCAUUCAUUAUAUUGGACAAGCAGGAGCUGUGAAGAUAGACGGCAAAUACAGUAGCAUACAAUACAACAAUGUCGUCCAGCUAUACUUAAAAAAAAAAUAGCUAUAUGAAAUGCAAUGGAAAUGAAUCAAAUCAAAUCGAAUUUUAUUUGUCACAUACACAUGGUUAGCAGAUGUUAGUGCGAGUGUAGCGAAAUGCUUGUGCUUCUAGUUCCGACAAUGCAGUAAUAACCAACAAGUAAUCUAGCUAACAAUUCCAAAACUACUACCUUAUAGACACAAGUGUAAGGGGAUAAAGAAUAUGUACAUAAGAUAUAUGAAUGAGUGAUGGUACAGAGCGGCAUAGGCAAGAUACAGUAGAUGGUAUUGAGUGCAGUAUAUACAUAUGAGAUGAGUAUGUAAACAAAGUGGCAUAGUUAAAGUGGCUAGUGAUACAUGUAUUACAUAAGGAUGCAGUAGAUGAUAUAGAGUACAGUAUAUACGUAUACAUGUGAGAUGAAUAAUGUAGGGUAUGUAAACAUUAUAUUACAUCAUAUUUACAAAAAAAUAAAAAAUAAAUAUUUUCUA